AUGGAUUGGUUACGCUCGGCACUGAACGAUGAUACUAGCAGCGACGAGGAAGGCUUGGGCAACGCUGCCGAUGUUGCUGCUGGAAGUUCUAACAGGAACAUCGAGAUAAAGGAAUCCUCCACGUCUUCUGAGCAGAAGGACGAUCAUAUCGCACACACUGACGUCGACUACGGCGUUAAUGAGGCUGCUGAAGCUGAUACACUAAGUAAAGAUGUGGAAGGUGGCCAAGAUCGGGAGUCUUUGGACGUUUCUCCCCCUCCGCAAAGUGUUCCGGAGCCCCUGUUUUCGUUCGCGACCUCUAGGCAAGCAGAGGAUUACAGCAAGGCUGAGAUCAUUCGCAUAAACCCGCCACAACUAUCGGAAGAGGACCUUCGUGAGCUAGAGGCGCCCGUAGGCGACGACCCAUCGCAUGAAGACAGUCACCUGGAUGCGACAGGGGUACAACCGGAGCAGGAGUCGCUGAACUCCAGGCAAAAGGGUUCUCUGGACACGCUAGAGAUCAUGCAGCGUUUCAACAUGAUCCACAGCGGCAGCAAUAUAAAGGCACCAAAACAACGCGACUGGUUCGGCAGCGACAUCCGUGUGACCGAGAUCAACGCCGACGACCUUCGCAUGGGAAAGAACGAGAAGAGUGCGAGUUACUCAACAUCGAAGGCGGCUCUCCUAGAGGGGCGGACAGCGUUCCAGGCGCCUGCACGCCGACUCGAAACCGACGAUGGACAUGUUUUGACUACCAAUGUCAUGAGGAAAACGUCGAAGAGAAAGCACCAGAUAAGCUGGCUGGCUGCGGAUGCGCAGGAGCGGGAACUGGAACUUCUGGAGCGAACUGCGCAAGCGCGCAAGACGAAGCACGAGACCCAGAUGAAAUACGGGUGUGCCCUUAAAACGCAAUCUACAUUAAAGUUUGUUUCUUUACAUGUCUCUGGUGGGACAGUGGCCGACUACAGGCGGCAAUCACGUAUCACAUCCGAGCGUGAGUCAUGGACAUGUUGGGGCCAUUCGGACCCAUGUAAGGCGGGGGAGGGGAGUGCAUCAUGGGGGGCAUGUGCAUCGGAAUUAUCUGCGGGGGCGGAGGAGGUGGAGGCGACGGCUGGUACAACGCAUUGA
Molecule: messenger RNA, 1107 nt
Organism: Babesia ovata
Lineage: Eukaryota; Apicomplexa; Aconoidasida; Piroplasmida; Babesiidae
Product: PAP 25A-associated domain-containing protein, putative
Exons: 5
Coding region: 1-1107 (368 amino acids)
Cellular component (GO): nucleus
Source: RefSeq, a predicted model, not a curated record